Camelina sativa (false flax) is the source of this 724-nucleotide messenger RNA. RefSeq lists its product as uncharacterized. The record is from RefSeq and is a predicted model, not a curated record. Lineage: Eukaryota; Viridiplantae; Streptophyta; Magnoliopsida; Brassicales; Brassicaceae.
UCUUUCUCUUUACUCUCUCUGUAUCGCGACGGCGAUAACCUUUGAGAUUCAUCAAAACCUUUGAGAAACCUUCAUCAAAUUGAAGAUUCUGCAACGCGAAGGCCAUCUUUAAGUGUAUCACCUUCCGAAACCUCCAAUUGUAAGAGGUUUCGCAAGAGCAUGGGCCACGACUACAGCUACUCUCAGCCUGAUUCCUCAGAUCAGGCUGAUGUAUACUCUGAUGACACCGACGACAGGGAAAUAGCAGCUUUGAUACGGAUGGAUGAGGCCGAGAGUACUCGAGAAAAUGAUCAAGCGAUGCAAUACCCUCCCCAACCUGAGGUUGAGUUCGGAUUUCCGAAGGUAUGCUACUGUGGUGGUCAGCCUCUACUAUCCUCAAGCUACAACAGAAGAUACUACACAUGUGGGAAUGUUGAUGAUGGAGAGAUGCAUAUUCACAAGUGGUGGGAUGUAGCUGUCAUGGAAGAGAUGGACAGACAAUGUCAAGUGCUGUCUGAGAAAGUAGAUUGCCUCACACUCGCAGGUGACUAUGACUCGCACAUCAGUAAUGAAACCGAGCAGAAAAUACUCAUGUUAGAGAAGGCAGUGAUAGAGCUACGGAAGACUAGAAAUAAGAUUAGAAAUGGGCCAGAAUUGAUAAUCGUAAUUGCUAUUGUUGUAUUUUUAAUAUGUAUGUUGGUGAUGUCUAUGAAAUUGUAAUGACAUUGUAAUGACUAAGUUUGUG